Molecule: messenger RNA, 1568 nt
Organism: Patiria miniata (bat star)
Lineage: Eukaryota; Metazoa; Echinodermata; Asteroidea; Valvatida; Asterinidae
Product: hepatocyte growth factor receptor-like
Biological process (GO): positive regulation of kinase activity; nervous system development; cell migration
Cellular component (GO): signaling receptor complex
Molecular function (GO): ATP binding; transmembrane receptor protein tyrosine kinase activity
Source: RefSeq, a predicted model, not a curated record
GCCUGACACCUGCAGACAUCCAGAUAACAAUUGGUGGUACAGUGUGUGAGGUCAUUGACCUCAAAGCAGAUGCAUUAACUUGUGAGAUCCCAGACAUGAGUCAGGCUGUGCAAGAUCCUCUUGGCUACAAGGUUCAGCUUCAGGUGGCAUCCAGCUCAACUGUGAUUGGCUACAUGAAGAUUGACCCUCGACCUUUCCCAUGGUAUGCCAUUGUCAUAGUCAUCUUAAUCGUCGUCUGUAUCAUCGUCUUCAUUGUUGUAUGGCGUGUCCGUCAGCAGUCCAAAGAGGAAGGCCCAGACUUGGCAGCAGGGGUGAUAGCGCCGUCUAUCAUGUUUCGUCAGACCAGCAGCACAGGUGAUUACAUGAGAACACCUUCAUCGUCAGCAGAGUCUGCCUUUGCUGGUAUCCCUGAUGAGAACAGACCACUGUUGGAGGUCAUUCAUAAGGAUCUAGCCAUGCAGAUUAGUGAGUUUCUCAUCAAUGAAGAUAACCUCAAGCAAGGAGAUAUGGUCGGUCAAGGUCAUUUUGGUUGUGUAUACCAGGGCAAGGUAUGGCAGGAUGGUACCUCCUUCCCUGUUGCCAUCAAGUCCUUACUGCGGGGGGAGCAGGAAGAUGUCACUAACUUCUUACGGGAGGGCAUCAUGAUGAAGGACUUCAAGCAUCCUCACGUCUUGGAGCUGAUUGGUGUUUGUAUCAAUAGCAAUAAUAUGCCACUUGUUGUGCUGCCAUUCAUGAAGCAUGGAGAUCUGCUAACCUACAUACGGGACCCCAAAAAUGAGCUAACAGCCAGAGACCUGCUUGAAUUUUGUCGGCAAGUCGCAGAGGGAAUGGCCUACCUAGCCAACCAAUUUGUCCAUCGAGACCUGGCAGCCAGGAACUGCAUGUUGGAUGACAACCUGCGAGUCAAGAUUGCCGAUUUUGGCCUGUCUCGAGACCUGUGAAAGGAUUACUACAGUGCUAAGGAUAAGACAGCUAAGCUGCCUGUCAGAUGGAUGGCACUGGAAAGUCUGGAGAGGAAUGUCUACAACACUAAGACUGAUGUGUGGUCAUUUGGUGUGGUGAUGUGGGAGUUUCUAACCCGUGGCAUGACUCCAUAUCCUUCUGUGGAUAACUGGGAUAUCAGUUCCUACUUACAGAGAGGCCGCAGACUGCACCAGCCUUUGCAUUGCCCAGACCAUGUGUAUCAGAUCAUGAUGAACUGUUGGUCCGCAAGUCCGGUGGAUCGGCCAACCUUUGAGGAUCUGGUCAGGGAGAUAACAGACAUCCUGAUGGCAUCCGUGGACCAACAGUCGCAAGAAAACCAGGUCUAUUUCAACGUUGUACCUAGCAUCAACUAACAUACUCCAGAAUGCUCUAUCCAAUAUCUUCAGAAGAUGACUGGUAGCCAGCAUCAACACUCAACUUGUGGGUAAUCUUAUUAUGAACCAACAUUCCAUUCACAUGAGUUGAAUGUUGUCAUAAGACCAGCAGCUUCAGAAAAGGACCAGAUGUGUUUUAAGACUGGUACCCAACGUAAACAAAACUAAUUAUGGAUAUAUUAAAUGUAGAUUUUUUUUUUUUUUUGGAAG